AUUCUUCUUGUUUUCCAGAUAAAUCCUUUGGUUAUUGUCAGUCCUUGAUCGUUUUGAAACAAUAUGUCGCUUCAUAGAGAUGGGAAGUGCUACCACAGUUUAUCUUGUUUUUGCAUCUCAUUGAAUGGAUUCAAAAACAACAUGGCAUUUGACAUCAGAUAUAGCUUGUGCCUCAUACCGAGUAUUUCAUUAUGAAAACGCAGCCGAUGCAUACCUUCGGGUGAAUGGAACCGCUUUGGCUGGUUUUAAAAGAUUUACAAAGCGACUGACACAAGCAGUAUGGCGACGUUAUUUCACGAAGUUAACUCUUUGUAGUAAUCUACGUGUUUGGAAUUUCAAUGGCUAGAUUCGUGCGAAAUGCUGGAAAAUUGAAUUUGUACUUUUAUGGAUGUUUUAUUAUAAGCUGCCUGUUUCUUUUGCCAUAUUGUAAUUGCACUACAGAUGAGAAAAGUUCAAAGCACGAUAGCAAAGCAGACAAUAUAAAACUCAAGGCUCUCCAUAGCUCAAAAGAUCACCUUUCCAGACACGUCGCUGGAAAGCUGAAGAAUAUUAAGGCUGCGUCUUCUUUUUUUGGCAAAGCUAAAACGCGGAAGAACGCACCGAGGAAAACGUUUGUGGAUAAAAAUGGUGAGAAGCGUGAUAACUUUGUGACAAUUCCCGAACCGUUUCCUGUGAAUAGGUUUGAAGAACAGCCGUAUUUGGAUCGACACACGAACUACGUUCCUCAACCGUACCCCGUGGAACAUGUGCAGUAUGUUGCAAAACCCAUUGCUGUUCCUGUCGAGGUUCCUAACCAGUUGAGAGUUCAGCAUUUUCAUAUCCACAAGGAUCUUCACAGAAAUCCUUGUCUCAAUGGCGGUAUUUACGCCGUGGUCCAUCACGAUUACAUCUGUAUUUGUCCUAAAGAAUUUCGAGGGAAGAACUGCCAAGACAGGAAUUACUGUUCCUCAGGCCCCUGCAAGAACAACGGCGCGUGCGAGGAGAUGGUUAAUGGAUAUAAAUGUCUGUGCGCACGAGGUUUCAUGGGUAAUCACUGUGAAGAAAAGAAUCCCUGUCAGCCAAAUCCUUGUAAAAGCGGUGGAUCGUGCACAAUCUCUGACGAAGAUGAAGGAUUUCAGUGUAUUUGUAGUUCUGGAAACAAAGGAAAACGUUGUGAAUUGGUCGACAAGUGCAAGCCAAGUCCUUGUAAAAACGGUGGAACUUGUGAAGAAAGAGAAGGAAAGUCCAUAUGCUUGUGUACGCACGAGUACAAAGGACCAACAUGCCAAGAGGAAAGGCAGUGCUUCCAGCAGCCUUGUCUGAAUGGUGCCACGUGUUUGGAGCAUGACGAAGGUUUUAACUGCACGUGUCCAGCCGGGUUUACUGGAGAGUUUUGUGGAGAACACGUUUGUCAUCCAAGUCCUUGCAUGCACGAAGGAAGAUGCUCUGUGGAAUCUGGUCAUUUUAAAUGUGUUUGUCCUCCACUGUUUAAAGGCGAUGUUUGCGAAAUUCCACAUCCCUGCCACAUUCGACCGUGUCUUAACGGAGCUCUCUGUGUCGAUUCCUUCAGCGGAUACAAUGGUUAUCCUUCAAAAUGGAACCAUGGUUCAUUGCAUUACCUGUGCAUCUGUCGUCCUGGUUAUACAGGGUUGAAUUGUGAAGUCGACGUAUGCAAGAACUGUGAUCCAUACGCCAAGUGUAUAAACAACACAUGCAUCUGUAAUCCUGGUUAUAAAGGAGAUGGAUUCCACUGCCAACGUGAAGCUCGGUUAUGCCACCCCAAUCCAUGCAAGAAUGGAGCAACAUGCAAAGAGAAUCCUCAAGGUGGUUACGACUGUCUUUGUAUCGGUGGUUAUUCUGGCUCCAAAUGUGAAGAAAAGAAUCCGUGUAUUCCAAGUCCAUGCCGUCACAAAGGACAGUGCGUGGCUCUACAGAACGCUGAUUACAGAUGCGUUUGCCAUUCUUCUAGAUACAGUGGAAAAGACUGUGAAAAAAUCACUGAUUCGUGUCUUCCUAAUCCGUGUCUUAACGAUGGAGAAUGCAUCAAUGAGGACGGAAAACCAGCCUGUAAAUGCAAAGGAAGUUUCAGUGGACAGUUUUGUGAAACUUGUAAAUGUCCGAAAUCAUUGGCCCCAAACACCGCUGAUUUGAUAUGUGACGCUGUGGGAGAAUGCGUGUGUCCUGGAGGGUUUACUCGGGAUUCAAAGGGACAAUGUUUGGCUGCAAGGGCUUACUCGCCAUGUCUGAACAAACCAUGCAAGAACGGAGGGACUUGUAGACGAAUCAGCGGUAGUCAAUAUGAAUGUAUUUGCGCUUCACCUUGGAUUGGAAACAGCUGCGAGACCAAUGGUUGUUCUCCUAACCCUUGUUUAAAUUCUGGGACUUGUUAUGUUGAGGACAAACUGAGAAAGUGUCAUUGCAAAUUGCCAUACACUGGUCCUCGCUGUGAGGAAGAUCCGACCAAUGUUGGUAAAUCACCAAAGCGGGAGGUCUGCCAUCCAAAUCCGUGUGAAAAUGGCGGAUUAUGUCAGGUCGUUGUUGGCGGUUACGAUUGCAACUGUCCAGUUCAGUUCACUGGAGCUCAUUGCGAAGUUGACAAGUGCUCCAAAUGUGAUGCAGAAGCUUUAUGUAUCGCUGGGAUCUGUCGUUGUAAGAAAGGUUACAUAGGGACUGGAUUCCACUGCGUUGAAGCCGGUGGCUCAUCAAGUUGUAAGACAUGUCCUUCAAACGCGAAAUGCUUUCAAAAUGUCUGCCAGUGUACUGAUGGUUUCGCAUUCAAGGGCGACCAGUGUGUAGCAUCUGUUAAAAUUGGUUGAAUCAAGUCUUCAAAUAAAGGAAGAAAUAAAUAAAAAUAUAAACUGUCGUGCAAAUGAAUAGUCUUCAAGACGAUUUAAGAGCAUCGUGUAUACUGAAACUCGUAUACGAAAAGUAUAAUAUAACGAUUUAUUACCUCGUAUGAAAAAUCAAAAAAUCUAAGUUAAAGUCUCUUAUAAAACGUAUAUUUUAAAUAGUAAUAUUCUGGCUGUAACCCUGUAGAAAUUACCAAACAAAGCUGAAUAAAGUGUAU
Molecule: messenger RNA, 3046 nt
Organism: Dendronephthya gigantea
Lineage: Eukaryota; Metazoa; Cnidaria; Anthozoa; Malacalcyonacea; Nephtheidae
Product: fibropellin-1-like
Exons: 21
Coding region: 339-2795 (818 amino acids)
Biological process (GO): heterophilic cell-cell adhesion; establishment or maintenance of epithelial cell apical/basal polarity
Cellular component (GO): protein-containing complex; plasma membrane
Molecular function (GO): calcium ion binding
Source: RefSeq, a predicted model, not a curated record